CUCUUCUGCUCUGCCAAAGGAAUGCGCCGAGAGGUUCCUAUCGUAUUGAAGUAAAAGCUGUAAUACCACCAGACCCGGGAUCCCGACGCGCAGCCGACCGUUGGAGGUGUAAGUCACCUGUGACACCAACAGUUCAACAGCCCGCCCCAUCCGUGCUUUGACAACUUCCCAGAAAUGACUUUGAGUACCUUCGAUGACAGGACGCCCCUCGCAAACGUCUCGUUCAUCAAAUGCCCGAUUGCAAAGUCCGAACACCAACAGCCACAGACAGAGCUUCGCUUAGUAUGGCGGUUCUGUUGGCUGGAGGGCAAACAAGGCCUCGAUGUUACUCCGUAGAAUCCUCGGAUGUAUCAGAUCCGAGGUUUUUGGUGCCCAAAUCCGCAAAAUUCGGAUACGCGGAAACCCAGAACCCAGAUGAGGUGUGGAUAACAUGUCAAAAGAGGGGACCGUUGGUCGUAGGCGAGCGCCGCCAAACUCUUUUGAGACAUGGAACGGUUGAAACCGUUGCAACGGGUGUUAGUUGGUUAGUUGGGGGGCGGGGGGGUUGGCGAGGAAUCUUAUUAUUGGAACGGUUUUUUGAUGAUGAACUAAGAGGUGGUGUCCAACAUCAAUAUAUACGACGCGAUAGGUGCUGCUUCAUCCUUCUUACACCUCACGUGGGGGGACCUACGUUUUACGCGCAAACGCUCUAAACCACUCGAAACCUAUAUCAAUCGAUAGCUCUUUCAAGCUCUAUACGCCUAUCUAUAGC
This is a messenger RNA of Sodiomyces alkalinus F11, 751 nucleotides long. RefSeq lists its product as hypothetical. Bases 231 to 692 code for a protein of 153 amino acids. Lineage: Eukaryota; Fungi; Ascomycota; Sordariomycetes; Glomerellales; Plectosphaerellaceae. The transcript has a single exon. The record is from RefSeq and is a predicted model, not a curated record.